CGAGUUGGCCGUUGUUGCACAGUUGCUGGGAGGAGAGAGGUGGAGUCGCUGGGGCCAAGAUCAUGCCUUACAGUGAGAGGUAUUCCGGGCAGCAGAGGCCUCUAGGUUUGGGAUGAAAGAAGAAGGGCAGAUGCAAAAUCUGGAGAGUGCGGGGGCCGUGCGGUCAGUCAGCACCCAGACUGGCAGCAUGACCGGUCAAAUACCAAGGCUCUCUAAAGUCAACCUUUUCACUCUGCUCAGUCUCUGGAUGGAGCUCUUCCCAUCAGUAGAAGCCCAAAGAGAAAAAUCUCAGGAAAAGCAUGGGCCCUUAGGAGAUCAUGAAGAGGUGGCCAGGGUAUCUUCUGAUAAAAAACAGGUGAAGAGAACUGGUCUGGUGGUCGUGAAAAACAUGAAAAUCGUUGGUCUCCACUGUUCUAGUGAAGAUUUACAUGCUGGGAAAAUUGCUCUUAUAAAGCAUGGGUCAAAGCUGAAAAAUUGUGAUCUUUAUUUUUCCAGAAAACCAUGUUCUGCUUGUUUGAAAAUGAUUGUAAAUGCUGGAGUUAACCGAAUUUCAUACUGGCCUGCUGAUCCAGAAAUAAGUUUGCUUACUGAGGCUUCUAGUUCUGAAGAUGCAAAGUUAGAUGCUAAAGCAGUGGAAAGACUGAAGUCAAAUAGUCGGGCCCAUGUGUGUGUCUUACUUCAGCCUUUGGUGUGUUACAUGGUGCAGUUUGUAGAGGAGACCUCCUACAAAUGUGACUUUAUUCAGAAAAUUACAAAAACAUUGCCAGAUGCUAACAUUGACUUUUAUUCUGAAUGUAAACAAGAAAGAAUAAAAGAAUAUGAAAUGUUAUUUUUGGUUUCUAAUGAAGAAAUGCAUAAGCAAAUACUGAUGACUAUAGGUUUGGAGAACCUAUGUGAAAAUCCAUACUUUAGCAAUCUAAGGCAAAACAUGAAAGAUCUUAUCCUACUUUUGGCCACAGUAGCUUCCAGUGUGCCCAACUUUAAACACUACGGAUUUUAUUGUGGCAAUACAGAACAGAUUAAUGAAAUUCACAAUCAAAGUUUGCCACAAGAAAUCGCAAGGCACUGCAUGGUUCAGGCCAGGUUACUGGCAUAUCGAACUGAGGAUCAUAAAACAGGAGUUGGAGCAGUCAUUUGGGCAGAAGGAAAGUCUAAAAACUGUGAUGGAACAGGUGCAUUGUACUUCAUCGGAUGUGGUUAUAAUGCUUUUCCUGUUGGAUCUGAAUAUGCUGACUUCCCGCACAUGGAUGACAAACAGAAAGACAGAGAAAUAAGGAAAUUCAGAUACAUUGUACAUGCAGAACAGAAUGCCUUGACAUUUAGGUGUCAAGAAAUAAAACCAGAAGAAAGAAGUAUGAUUUUUGUGACGAAGUGCCCAUGUGAUGAAUGUGUACCUUUAAUUAAAGGUGCAGGCAUCAAACAGAUCUAUGCAGGGGAUGUAGAUGUUGGAAAAAAGAAAGCAGACAUCUCUUACAUGAGGUUUGGUGAGCUUGAAGGUGUUAGCAAAUUUACAUGGCAGCUGAAUCCAUCAGGAACUUGUGUUCUUGAACAAAAUGAACCUGAAAGCAGAGAGAAUGGCAUGUCAAGACCCACGCUCCCUGAUGACGAGCAGCAGCAGACCAAGAAGCUGCGUCUGGGAAACCACUGAGGAGGCUUGUCUGGACUGGACUGAGCGAAGAACUCAAGAAUUUUUUUUGCACUUUUAAAAUCUAGCCUUGUUAACUAAGAAAAUAAGGAUGGAUUUUGUGAAUAAUUGAAAAACUUUUUAAGGAAGCUAAUUUAUUACAUAUGAAUGAUGUUAAUGAGAACAUUUUUAUUUUGGAUUUGUGUGUUUUCCAGAAUAUAGUGAUGUGUUCUUUUAUUACACUAAAUGAGGUAGCAAUAAAUUAAUGGGACUAGUUUAAUUGUCCAUGGGGAUUGAUCUCUCCUUGUCUUAGCUUUAUAUUAGCCAGUGUGAAAGGGGCUGGUUCUCUGGCAGUGACUUCUCAGCAGAGAAUUACACACCUUUUAAGAAAUAUUCUCAAAAGUUCCUUUGGAUUAUGAAGGUAAUAAUUAGUAAACUGCUCCAGGGAAAUAAAAGACAACGUGGUCAUUUUUAGGUCAAUUUAUGGCUCACCAAAAAUUCAUAUUUAUACCUGAAACUUUCUAAUAAUUAGAAUCUACUUAAUUAGGAUUGAAUCAUAAAAAUGAAGUUGGUGGACCUUGUCUCCAUUAGAAAAGUAUAUUCUUAACAAGAUUACUAAUUUUCUUAAGUCUCUUGAUAUGUAGAAAUCACAGCAGUUUGUUGGACCUAGGGUGUUAUAUCACUGAAUUUGGGUAGCAGUAGGAAGAGAAUAUUAUUCUGAGAUAAUACUAUUUGGUAUCAUUGCCUCUUGAAAUCACUAAGAACCUCAAAUUUGGUUAUGAUGUUAACAGAAAAGAAAUAAUUUAACCAAAGGCUAUUGAAACUAGCCUUUUCUGAAUUCCAUUCAUAAGUGCUGCCCAUUUUUCCCUCCACAUAAUUAACAUAGGCUUCGAAUGGAAGGCCUUUUAAAAACAUUUGCAAACCUUAAGAAUACUGAAAGUCUUGAAACUGAACAUUAUGAUCAGGUCAGUUACAUUCUAAAUGGUUUUUCAUGAAUCCUCUCAUUUUUAUUUGCUAAAAAACUUCCAGAAAAUUAGUCCAAAGAUAAAGUACAUGUUUUGUAGUUCCCUAGAGUUAGGGAGGGAGUUGCAUGGCCUGUGGACCACAGGCCUGGAGCAUGACGUCCUGAAGAACAACUUGCUGAUGCAGAGAUGAUCACUUUUGCCUCUGGUACCAUCCCUCUCCUCUCCUCGGUACUGUAUGUCCUCAUGAAGCCUCCUUCCAGCUUCUCGGAAUUGUACACAGGACAGUCCAAACGUUGACUGAUGCCCCUGCUUGUAGAGCAACCUGUUUGGGUCCACGGGGAGUUCAAAGUCAUCAUACCAGGCAGUUGAGAACUGCCGUAAACAUUUUCACACAAGAUGUAAGGCAGGGAAUAGAGAGGGAGGGAGGGGAAGAAAGAUGCCCUUAGAGUAACUAGGGCUAAUUUGAAAACUGGUAGCUCAGCUAUUCUUUAGCAUAUAUCAGUAUGAAAAUACUGAGAUUUGCUUACAUUCCCCCAACUGCUUUAAAAAAAUUAUACAUAGUUAAGUUCGUGUUAGAUUUGUUGUUUUUUUACUAAUAUGUCAACUAUAUCAAGUAUUUUAUAAAUCAGUCAGCAAAUAUUUUGUUAAGACCUAAAAGCCUGGUAUACUGCCAGGCUUGUGGAUUUAUGUGUUGGGCAUUGGUGAAUAUCAGAAGGGAGAAACAUACAAAUCAAGAAAGCUAUAUUUAGGAAAUGGAAAAAUGAUAUUUCCAAAAGCACUAUUAAAAUGGUCGAGAUAAUGCCAUAUUUCAUUUUGUACAACUCAUCAGAUUUCAACAUUUAUUGACAGUUUAAUAUGUAGUCCCAUAAAGAAAGCUCUCUCUCUCUAUAUAUAUUUUAACUGCUGAAUCCAGUACCUACAGCAAUGCCUGGCACAUAAUAGGCAUUCAAUAAAUACUUGUUAAUUGAUUGAAUGACUGCCAGACACUGGCUUGACCCUAUAGACGACAUGUGUAAGAAAUGCUCCCUGAUCUCAAGAUUCUCACAGUCUAGUGGACGAUAUAAGCAUGUAUGCAAAUAAUAGAGACUGAUACUCAGAGUGGGGUUCCUGAACCAGCAGGCAGCAUUAGCAUCAUGGGGACUCGUUGGGAAUGCAGAUUCUUAGGGCCCACCCAGAUCUCCUGAAUCAGAAACUCUGGCUUUGGGUCCCAGCAAUCUGUGUUUUCCCAGGCCCUUCAGGAGCUUCUGAUGACCUUCAAAGUUGACAAAUAGCCUGUGAAUGUAACUAUAGGAAGAUUCUAAUAUAUAUAAUUAAAGCUACUAGAAAUAAUAAGAAAAACUACUCCAUAUGCAAGGAAAGGAGAUGUGUUCCUGGCUAAGAAAAGGUAUGGAGAUGUAUUUUUAUUAAAAGAGAAGAAAAUAAAUUUUGUCCUUAAGUAAAGCUGAUUAUUUCAGAUUGGGAAAGAGGAAAAUAAAGGACAAACAAUGGACAUAGAAAAUUGGGAAAAGAGAAAGAAAAAGUUUUACCUCAUUUAGUCAAGUUGGCUUAAAAUUGGAUUUUUAUAAGGGUUUCUUAAGAAAUAAGCUUUACUAUCAAUAGUUUGCUUAUGUAGUUUUCUUUCAUCUGCUAAAAGGACAAAGUUUUCUUGGGCUCUUGGUCUACUUUUGGUAAAAUAUUAUGAUAGGUUUUUCUUUACCUUUCAACUAAUCUUCCUAGAAAGCCAAGAUUUUACGUCUUGCUAAAAUACUUUCCUGUGCUUCAUGUUGUCUUUAUCAGGUCUUUGAUUCCUUAACUGAGCCUCAAUAUCAAGAGCAAAGUUUUACUAAAAAUUAUGUAACCUUCUGUACUUGCCAUUAAAAUCUUCUGUCACUUUGAUUAAAUAGCUAAAUUAAGUAUUGUUUUAUAAUUAUCUGUGAUCCUCUUAAAUCAGGUGUCCAAACCUUUUGAUAUUUCUGACAAUCUCCCCAAAAGCAAAUUCUAAGUAAAGUUUUUGACUUGGAAGUAACUGGGAUUUUUGAGAGGGUCCCUAGAAUGUCUCAAAAGAUUUGGUUUCUCUCCUUAUAAAAGAAAGAUGCUAAACCAUCAGGUUUAUGUGAUACUUUAAAUUACAUGGGAAGUGUUGCCAAAUAAGAAUACUGAGCUUUAUGUUAUAUUUGCAUAAGUAUGUGUUAUAACUGUUCCAGAAAUUCUAUGAAAUUCUUAGAAAUCAAAUGUUCUAAUCUAAUGUUAUCACUUGUAAUCUAGUUAUUAUCAUGAAAUGUUGUGUGUCACAGAAUUAACCAAAUUUCCUUGUCAAUUGCAUUGUAAUGAACUCUAAUCAGAUCUUUAACCAUGCCAUUUUAAAUCUAUGAUUUACAGACAGUUAUUGUUUUAUUUACUCUGUGAUGCUUUUGCAAAAAUGUCCCUGCAAAAGUGCUUCAUCUUCAGAGAUUCAUGGAAAGGACAAGUCCUCUAGAAUACAGGUUUCUGGUGACUUGAAGUCAUUCAAAUGAACUAGGUAAGUACUUCAAGAAAUAAUGGAAAAAUUGGAUUCACACAAAUCAAAUAUUAAUUACAUGUGUCUGAAUGAACUGAAAAGGAUUAUUAUUUUUUAUGACAUUUUUGUUUGAAACGUUGCUUUUUUUUUUUAAGUUUUGCUUUUCAAGAUUUAAGGAAACCUUUUUCUCUUAAGCUACCUAUGAUUUACAACUUGGUAAAUCAGACCUUUGUAAACAGAAUUGAAACAAUCAGUUUUUCUACCUUCCCCAUGCCUCCAGAAUUUAAAACCCCUUAGUAUUCUUAUUUUCAUGACAGUAGUUAUUUGCAUAAGUUAAAUAAGGGUCUAUUCUUCUUGUAAUGGGCAUAAUUGGAAACAGUGGUUACAUCACUCCCAUAUACCAGACAACUUUAAGAAACUCACGUUGACUUUAUAGAGACAAUUAAGCACCUUGAAAAUGAGCCUCAUGCCUUGUUUACAGGGCUCCCCGCAGCCUUACCAGGGAGUAAGGAGGUCACUUCCUGGCAGGCUCAGGAGCCACAGGGUAUCUUCAGGAAUUGAGAAGAGAGGAAUUAACCCCGAUUUAUAAGUGUUGCUGGCACUUAAAAGUACGAUGGCAAGUCUGUGGCUUGGCCUCCUAGCUUCAAGAGGCUAUUAAGAGUUCAAAAUGAGAUUUCUUAUGUGAAGUUUCAGCAAAGCAGAUUUUAAAGAAAAGCCUGUUUGAUUAAUCGCAGUUUUUGCUACACUUAUGUGCAUUACAUGAAUAAUCGGGCCAAAUUUAUUGAAACUGGACUUAAUUUGCAAACAAAUCAGUCUUACUAUAAUUAUCUUUGAUAGAAAUGAGGGUUAUUGUAGAGAAAUUUAUGUUUCGGUGAUACACUUUUAUAAAUUUCAGAUUCUAGUGCUGUUAAUUAUAUUUGAGGUUUUGUUUCCUACCUGUAAACUAACUUGGUCCUGAAUUCUUCUAGUUUCCUCCAAUAUUUGGCUAUAAUUCUUCAAACUAACAUUUCCAAUUUUCUCCCACUUUGACUUGGAAGCAUUAAGAGUAAAAACUGUCCUUUUCCCCAGUGCCCUGCAAACUGAAUGCAAAUGACAUAAACUUCAGAGAAAUCACCACAAUAACCCAUAUUUAAACAAUCUUCAUGCUAUUUGCUAUGUGUGCCACUCGGAAAGUUUACCUGCAUCAUCAGAGACAUUAAAAUUGCACAUGAUGCUUCAAACAUUUAGGAAUCAUCUUUACUGGCUGCCCCCUGGGCUCAAAAACUGGUCUAUAAUUUGCUGCAAGCAUUAACAUGUUUUGUUGUUUUCUUCAUGGAAAUGCCUUGUUAAAUGUAGGCUUAAUUUUGGAGGCCCAGCUGGAUCACCAGCUCCUAAAAUGAGACACUGCUGUUCAACUGAACUGGUCUAUUUGUCAACACAGAGAUUAAUUCAGUGUAAUCAUAAAACAAUCUACCAACUCAGCUUCUGGAUUAUGAAACUUCUUAAAGUUUCAAAGGCAGGACUGAAGGGGAGAAAAAUAUGCCACCCCAAAAUAUGCCAUUUUGCCAUACUGAUUAUUUUGAAUUAAAGUUUCUUAAGAAAUAGCCAGUGUGAACAGGACACUCUGACCCUCCUCUGUGCCCCUGAAAGCAGGAAAUACAUUCCCCGCGUGAAGGGUUCCUCUGCACCUGGAGGGUGGAAGGCAUCCUUAUCAACAGAGCUCAGGAGAGAAGGCUGUAUCAGCAAACAUUGUUACCUCUUCAGUUUGCUACCCCAAGCCCAACCCCUUUGUCAGUUCUUUAUAAAUGAUUAUUCUUUGUUUACAAUGUAUAAAAGCUCCCUGCUUUUGUACUUCUUUCGGUCUCAUUUCUGUCAUUUCUGUGGGUUCCUGCAUGUAUGAAUUAAAUUUGUUUUCUCCCGUUAA
Messenger RNA from Manis pentadactyla (Chinese pangolin), 6968 nucleotides. RefSeq names its product cytidine and dCMP deaminase domain containing 1 (gene CDADC1). Lineage: Eukaryota; Metazoa; Chordata; Mammalia; Pholidota; Manidae. Gene Ontology annotation, molecular function: dCMP deaminase activity; zinc ion binding. Bases 113 to 1648 code for a protein of 511 amino acids. Gene Ontology annotation, biological process: dUMP biosynthetic process; dTMP biosynthetic process. The record is from RefSeq and is a predicted model, not a curated record. Gene Ontology annotation, cellular component: cytoplasm. The transcript is spliced from 10 exons.